Messenger RNA from Vanessa tameamea, 3567 nucleotides. RefSeq names its product solute carrier family 35 member F5. The coding region runs from base 344 to 1720 and encodes 458 amino acids. The transcript is spliced from 10 exons. Gene Ontology annotation, cellular component: membrane. The record is from RefSeq and is a predicted model, not a curated record. NCBI's taxonomy places the organism in Eukaryota, Metazoa, Arthropoda, Insecta, Lepidoptera, Nymphalidae.
ACUUGAAACUUGACACUGACGUUUGACAGUGUCAAGGCUAUCGGUUUUCUGUUCUCUCGGUGAUAUUUCUGCAACAGAAUACUAACUAAAUAAUAUUAGAAAGAAAUAAAUACUCAUGAAAUUUUGAGUAUUCCGAGGCCUUCUUAAAACUAGGAAGUAUAUAAUAGGAGGUGAUAGUUUUAAAUAUAAAGAAACAACAAUAUAUUGUGAUACAAUAUACAUAGAUGAAUAAUAGAACCAUUGUAUCUACUAAACGAUAAACAGUCGUUAACAUAUCCUAAAUGGACAAAAAUAGACCUUAAUCUGGUUUUAUUCAAUUCGAAUAACUUUUGAUUUAGUCUUCAUGUUGACUUUAUGCCAUAAUUACUUUGGAGUGACAUCUAAUAACAAAAAUAACAAAGAUGAUGGUCAAACUUUUAGUAAAAGAAAAUUUGCCUUUGGAUUAUUUAUUCUAUUUCUUGUCAGCGUGUUAUGGGUUGUGUCAUCAGAGCUGACAAAGUACAUAUAUAUAGAAAAGAAACUUGAAAGACCAUUUUUAGUGACAUACGUAAGGAGUUCAUUGUUAUUUGUGUAUCUUGUAGUAUUAUGUUUCACUCCACCAACAAGAGAUCCCUGUCAGCCUGCGGAUUACACUCAACUAUUAGAGCCAACUGCAGAGACAGAUGAUGAGAGCUUUUACACAGAAUCUAACAACAGCCUGGGUGAUUCGACUUUUGUUCCUGUACGAGCAGGAGAAACUACAGACAGUGAUGACGCAACACCGAGAGCUGUACGAUUCAAUAAAGUAGCAGAAGUGCGUGUAAUGUCAGCGGCGAUGGCAGGGGAAGCGUUGUUGGCGCGCCUGUCGUGGUCUGCUUCCAUUCGCGCCACAGAGUACGCGCAGCGUCGAGCCGCAGCUGCUGCUACAAGACGACAUCUAAAACUUGCUCUUGUUUUUUGUGUACCUUGGUUUAUCGCCAACUAUUUAUACCGCCUCAGUUUACUUCACUCAUCCUCAUGUUCAGCGACUCUGUACACAUCGACGACUGCAGCGUUCGCACUAUCGUUCGGAGCACUUUUCGCUCAAGUACCAUCCGAUAGAUUUUCUCUCUCAAAAUGUGUCGCUGUCCUGCUCACUACAGCGGGCCUUGUAAUUUUGGGUGUAUCAGAGAGUCAUCAAAGUAAUUGGACAGCUGUUUUAGCAGCUAUAGGAUCUGCUUUCUGUUACUCUUUACAUCUCAUGCUAUUUCGACAAGAACUGAGGAAAGGGGAUGGAAUUAACUCCUUUUUACUAGUUGGUGUGGUGGGUUGCGCCUGCGGCUGUCUGGCAUGGGCGAUCGGUGGCGUGUUGGCUGUCAGUGGUGUUGAACGUGCCGAGCUGCCGUCUCCAAGACUUUGGAGCUGGUUACUAUUAGAUGCUGCACUGGGACCGCUGCUGCUGGAAUCUUUAUGGCUGUGGGGCCGCUGCCUGACGUCGACGGCGACGGCGACGGCGACGCUGGCGCUGACGCUGCCGCUGUGCGCGUGCGCGGAGGCGUGGCGCGACGGCGGCAGCGCGUGGCGCACGGCGGCGGCGCUGCUGGCGGGCGCGGGCUGGCUCGUGGCCGCGCUGCCCGCGCCCGCCGCGCUCGCCGGCCUCGCCGCCCGCCUGCGCGCCGCCGACUCGUUCGCAGCAAUAAGGAAUAUAUCAGAAUUAGACGAACAAUCAGAGGCCCUGAUGUCGUCAGAAGAACCGACGUAACCCACAUCGAGUGCGCGUUAUGGAGUUGCUUCGAGUGUGAACAGCACAGAGUUUGUUGUGUGAACACCUUUCGUUAUUACUAGUCUAAUAUGUGUAUAGAAUAUAAAGAGUACCAAGAUAUCCUUAAUUUUCAAUAAAUUGACACCAAUAUUUAAUACUUCAAGAAGUAUUGUUUUCUGUUAAGAACGUUUUUCCAAUCAAAGGUGAUGAUUUAUAAUUAUAAGUCGCCGCAUUUUCAAAUGACACGUAAUAUAAACAAACCAGAAUAUCCUUUAUAUUUUCUGUAAUAUAUUAUUAACGAUCUUGAAAGAUUUUAUACUCUAUUUUAACAAGCAUUUAAUUUCAUUUUUCGAAAAUAAUUUAGGUGAUGUUUUUCCAAACCAAGAGUAAAAUAAAGCACGUAAUUAAAAUGGUCCUACAUUAAAGUUAUACAUAGAAUCGUCAUAAGAUCUUAUGGUAUAUGACCGCAAGCGUUCACUUGGUAAUCAUUAAUAUGUUCCUAUUAAGCGAAUAUGGUCUAUAGUUCCGAAUACCCUGUAAUCUUUCCUUACUGUUUGAUGACGUAAAUCAUAUAAAUAUAUGAAUUAUCCGUUUACUAAUAUCGAAACAAAGGUUUUAUAUUUAUAUGACUAACUCUAGUUUAGUCUAUGGUAUUUGUUAAUCUCCGAUAUCGUAUACAUUUCGUGUCAUCGGAAAGUGUGACAACUUAAUUAUAAAUGUUAUAUAUACACUAAAUAAUCAUUCCACUAUUCGUAUAGUCCUUUCCGUUACAAUACGUAUUCAUAUAUUGUAGAUAUUCUUGUUUUAUAUUCGUUUUCUUUUUAGGUACUGAUAAUUAGGUCAAUUUUAUUAAAAAUAUCGUUUUAUAUAUUUUUGUUCCGAAUAUAAAUAAAAAUAAGAAUUCAUACAAGUUUCGCCUAUACGACAAUAUUUAAUUUUCAGGUCACUUCCGUGCCUUUUAUCUCUAAAAUUAACUUGUAAAUUAAAUGACUGUAUAAUAUCAUGAUCAAUUUUAUUUUGUUUUAAUAAUAAUCAGUAUUUAUUAGUAUGAAUAUAUCGUGCAUUUGUCAUGUAUUUAAUGAUUUACAAAAAAAAAAAUCUUAGAAGUAUAAAGCACUAAGUUGUUUGAUGUACAUCCCACCCUUUAUUACUUUAUCUCGCUAUUCACUCCGUACAAAAUAUUUUUUUUAUUAAAUGUUUUGACGAAAAUAUAUGCCAUGUUAAACAUAAAGUACGUUUCGUGUAAUUUUGAGAACUAAGAGCUAAAACUGUGUUAUUUAUUAAGUAAUAAAAGUAUAAUAGUAUAUUUAUUUGUCUAUAUUUAUUUAGAAAUUUUAGUUAUUUGCAAAUAAAUACUUUAUUAGAUUUAUUUCCUUGAACAUAAAAUAAAAAUUAUGCACAAAAUUCUAUGUUUACAUCACGAUACUAUUACACUAUUUAUUUAUGAAAGGUUCAUAUUAAAAUGAUAUUCAUAUAAUAUUUUAUAUUAAAUACAAGAGUUCCAACUCUAAUAUAAGGUAAUAAGGUUCGGUAACGCAACCAUAAAAAUUGACAAGAAAAAUGAUAUUGAGUUUAACACACAUAAACGUAUUUAUAAGAAAAUGUAGUUUAUAUUUUUGUGAAAUAAAAUAAAAAUAUAUCCUUAAAAACCGGUUGUAAAAAACGAACUAACAUAUUAUUGUGUCAUUCAAAUAGUUUGAGUUGUACUGAAGUUUUUUUUAAUGUUUUAACUAUCAUGUUACACAAUAUUGAGUUGAUUGCUAUUUUUUUUGGACACAUUUGUAGCAAUAGAUUUUAUAAUUUAGUGUUUAAAAUGUAAUAAAUGUAAUAAAACCUAAUAUCAACAA